GUGCGCGAGUCGGGCGAAGAGGACUUUAAAGUGGGGGGUCUGUAAGUGUUGAGGGGUGAGAAGUAAGACAAAAAAUGGGGGUAGUAUUCUGUAACUGAGCGACUUCAGACGUGCAGGUCAGGGUUCACAUAACUGAACGCGCUUGCAUCCGCCCAGCUUCCGUUUAGGCGCUGCAGGUCCGGCGAAGACCAGCCCAGGCACAAGUGGAGCACCGCGUAUUUCUUUGUCUUUUCACCCUUCCCCCUCCCCUCAACUAGUGUAAACAUGUCGGAUCAAGAACGCCUGAUGAACUCAUUGAAGAAGGAAAUGAGGUCACUGCUGACACCAGUCAAGGAAGGCCUCACCCCUUGCAUGUUAGAAAAAGAAUACAGGGCUAUGAUAGGAGAACCACUUCCAUUUCGUGCCCUGGGUUACCAUUCUGUCAUGGAACUGGUGAUGAAUAUGCCUGAUGUUGUUGACAUAUGUCCUAGUGGAAAUGGCACAUCUAUCCUCAAAGCUAUUCCAGAUGAAUCCACUGAGAAGAUUGCAAGUUUGGUUGCCAGACAGAGAAACAGAUCUAAAUUGCACCUUUCCAGGGAAAGGUCGAUUUUUUCUUUUCAUCCCAGAUCUCGCUUUGUCCUGCCUCAGGGCCCCCACAUUUCUCUGCCUCGCCGUGGCCGAGUUCAUCCUACUCUGCCAGCUGUGGUAAAAAGUGAACUGAAGGAACUGCUGAGCUCUUCCCCUGUCCUGCUUUCAGAUUUUAACAAAGCCUUUAUUCAGCGCUUUGGAAGGAAGUUUGACUUUCUGCGUUAUGGGUUCUUCUCUAUACUUGAGGUGCUGAAUGCAGCUUCGGAUAUCAUCACAGUUGUGCAGACAAGGGCAGGCUCUCUGUUGAUUCUAAAAGAGAGCCCCUCCCUUAAGAAACAGCCGGAAAAGCUGCCAGAGCGCAAAGCUGUGAUUCCAUCAAAUAAGACAAAGCAGACGUUGCCUACUACUCUGCCAGCACCUGCAGUGAAGAUACUGUCUUCAACACCUGCCCUGCCUAUGAGUAAUCAAAGUUCACCUCCAAGCCAGGAGUCUGAUACUUUAGUUGUUCUCUUGAAACCUGUGGAAACUCCAGUAGUGAGAACUGAUGAGAGGAUGAAACAACUAGAGAAGGAAAUGCAGAUAGUUCUUGCCCAGAAAGGACCUGGAGGAACAAUCAGCUCAGAACUUAAGGGAAAAAUCAAAACUAUUGUAGCACAGCACCCAGAAGGAUUACUUAUUUCUAAGUUGCCUGGGGAAUUUGAGGUGCUUUUUAAAGAAACACUGCCAGUAAGGAAGCUAGGUUUCUUAAACCUGAUGGAACUUGUUGGUGCCCUUAGUGAUGUUCUCCAUAUUGAAUGCAAAGAAGGGGAACAAGACUGGCUCAUCUUUGACAUUGAUUCCCAGCGCUUAAGAGAUGAUGAACAUGCAGAUGAUGAGAUUGCCCAUCCUGGCUCAUUUGCACAAGAGGAGACCCCUAAUGCACAUGAGCUGCCCUGUUGGAAUUUUCCUUUGGAGGAUUCUAAGAAUCUGGAGACUAAAUUUAGUGCGGUAACGAAGAUGACACCGCACCUGGGUAUGGAGGAACCUCACAUUAUUCAAGAGAUCAUGGAGGUUGAAAUCCCACCGGAUGCUGUCCAGGACAGAAGCCUUUAUAGCCUUCCCCAGCUGGACAGUGGUGCCUUAGUGGGCCUAUUUGUGGAGUUCAUUGUCUCUCCUUCACAAUUCUAUGUCCGAAUCUACAGUGCAGAAACCUCUGAGAAGUUAGAAGACAUGAUGAUCGAGAUGAGACGAUGCUAUUCUAGUAAAAAUGUAGCUGAUCGUUACAUCAUACCUGAAGCAUCAAUCCAUCCUGGUCACCUUUGUUGUGUAAGGAAUUCAGAAGACAAAUGGUGGUACAGAGUUGUCAUUCAUCAGGUGCUCAAUUACCAGGAAGUGGAAGUAUUUUACCCUGACUUUGGAAAUACGGGAAUAGCUCAAAAAUCUUCACUGAGGUUUCUUAAGUACUGUUAUGCAAAGCUUCCUGCUCAAGCAAUCCCUUGUUCCUUAGCCUGGGUGAAACCCACAGAGGGGGAUUGGACCCUAAAUGCCAUACUUGAAUUCCAAAGGUUGUGUGGGCUGAAGCUGCUGGUGGGGGUGGUGGAUGAAUACAUAGAUGGCAUCCUUUACCUCUUCCUCUGUGACACCAGCUCUGAUGAAGAUGUCUACUUACACAAUAUACUGAGAUUGGAGGGCCAUGCACUCAUCUGCAGAGAGAAUAUUCCAUCUAAGGACUGUUGGCCGUUGCAUCUUCUCAGAUAUCUCACUUCAGACUUGUCCCAAAUGAACUGGAGUGGGAGGGGCAUGCUCGCCACAAGUUUUGACUCCAGCACAUUCUUGCCUUCGAACGAUAGAUGGCGCUAUAACCCACGUGAUGGCAUGAUACCUGAGAAAACCACCCUUCAGGAUUUGAGAGAGCUAAAUCUUUCCACCUUGUAUAUAAAACCAAGUCUAGAGCAGCAGGCUGGCUUGACAAAGGCAGACACUACCUUGCUUCAGCAGGAAUCCCUUAGUGACCUCCCACAAAUAACAGAUUCAGGGCCUUGCAAGACUAAAGUGCUUUUCCAGAUGUUUGAGGAUGAUGAUGGGAAGAAUUUCUCACCUUUGGGACCUGAACACUUGGCACAGGGAGACAACUUUUCAGAUUCUUCUUAUCGUUCAUGUGACUUCCUAGAAGAAGGCCACCUCAAAAAAACUCAGAAUUCAGGCCUCGGGCAAGAGAAAAAGAUGUUGCAAGCCAAGGAUACAGCAGGCUUGUGCUCAGAUCCUGAGAUGCCAUAUUUGGAGCCAGUGUAUUUAUGCACAGAAAUUUGGGAUGAGAACUGGAUGCCUUCAAAGUAUUAUGAAGAAAAGAGAAACUGUGAUACUUGUGAUGAUUUCUGUUCUGAUACUGCAGCAUUUCCUCACCAUUCUCCAAGUGGGGAAGGAAGCAAGAGUGAGGCCCAGCUCACCCAAGAACUGGCACAACAGGCAAAAAACACUCUUGGAGCUACACCUGAUUCUUUGUCACAAAGAAUGGAAGAGUUUUACAUCUCCCUUGUCCAUUCCAAGCAAUCAGCAGAAGCGAGCCAAUUGGAUUUCGAUCUGAACAAAUUAUCUGCCUGCAGUUCUCAGUCUCUUUCAUCAGUAUCUGCCUUACAUGGAGAAGCUCCUUCAGAGAGGAACGUGGAUGAUGCCUCCAAGGCCCAAGUAAUAACCUUGUAUACUGCUAGCAGCCGCUGUCAUCAAGAGACCACAGGACACAACGCCUUGAUGUUCACUGCUGAGCUUCAGGGGUCCCCAACGUUCUGUGUCCCCUGCAGCCCUACAGUAGCCCUGGGAGCCUCAGCACGCUUGGCUACUUCUGGUGGGUAUUUUUCCUUUAGCCUUAAGAAGAUGAAGACAUGAAGAAAGCCAAGAAAUAACUGGAUGCCUAUCGGAAACUUAGAGUCUGCCUGCUUUCUUGUGCACAAUGGUCAAAAUAUUUUGUCAUCGAAAGCUGUGGGAACUCUGCCUCAUAACAGCUUAGAACCCACUUUCAAUUUAGACUAAAUGCUGUGAUGAGUGUUACUUUUUCAUGUAAUCCCCCUGCCCCUGUUUGGAUAGUUGUGUUGAUGCUUCUGUUGUUAAUAUAAUGGUUUCAAAAGAAA
Messenger RNA from Rhineura floridana, 3671 nucleotides. RefSeq names its product tudor domain containing 5 (gene TDRD5). Gene Ontology annotation, biological process: spermatogenesis. NCBI's taxonomy places the organism in Eukaryota, Metazoa, Chordata, Lepidosauria, Squamata, Rhineuridae. The coding region runs from base 265 to 3429 and encodes 1054 amino acids. The record is from RefSeq and is a predicted model, not a curated record. The transcript is spliced from 18 exons.